This is a messenger RNA of Anopheles aquasalis, 3182 nucleotides long. RefSeq names its product cytochrome P450 4d10-like. Gene Ontology annotation, molecular function: heme binding; iron ion binding; oxidoreductase activity, acting on paired donors, with incorporation or reduction of molecular oxygen. The record is from RefSeq and is a predicted model, not a curated record. NCBI's taxonomy places the organism in Eukaryota, Metazoa, Arthropoda, Insecta, Diptera, Culicidae.
UCGAGAACGAAACACACUUUGGUUGAUCGUCCUAGUGGCAGCAUUAGGAAAACGGAUUAAAUUUUUUGCGAGCUAAACCCUACAUGUCGCAAUGUCUCUUGGGCUUAUCAGUGAACUAUUGUUAAUAGCCGUCAUCGUGCUAUUGUGUUGGGCAGUGCGUGAGUUCGGAAGUGCAAUCUGGUAUGCUGGCAAACUAGCAGGUCCCGUAGCCUAUCCACUGUUCGGCAAUGGAUUACAAUUUUUAAACUUACCUAGAGCUGAACUCUUACCAGUUCUCGGUGGGUUAAUUAAGCGGUAUGGGGACUGUUUCCGGCUUUGGCUUGGUACACAUUUGUUAGUGAUAAUAAACGAUCCAAAAGAUAUCGAGGCCAUAUUAAGCAACCCGAAGUGUAUCGAUAAAUCAAUAGAGUACAGUUUCUUUCGCCUAUGGUUGGGCGAUGGUUUACUAACUAGCACCGGGCACAAAUGGCGAACACAUCGCAAAAUCAUUACGCCCUCGUUUCACUUUAAAAUUCUGGAGCAGUUUGUGGACAUUUUCGAUCAGCAGAGCAGUAUUCUGGUCAGGAAACUAGAACCGUUUGCCAGAGAAACAGGUGAAUCGUUCGAUCUGUUCCCGGUAGUGUCGCUUUGCACGCUCGACAUAUUUUACGAAUCGGCGAUGGGCGUUACGAUGAACGCACAGCUCAACUCCGAAUCGGGCUAUGUGCGAGCGGUUAAAGAAAUGACUAGCCUGAUACAGGACAGAUUCUACGAUUUUUUGCUACGUUACGAGUUCUUUUUCCGAUUUUCGGCCAACCGGCGGCGACAGCUGAAGGCACUGAAGGUCCUGCAUGGCUACACCAACAGGGUGGUCAUCACCAAGCGUGAGGAACUGGCAAAAAAAUCGGCCACAACCGAACCGACACGAAUGGAUGGCGAUGCGGAGGUUGGUACCAAGAAGCGUAUGGCCUUCCUGGAGAUGCUUCUACAGUCAACGAUCGACGGAGAACCCCUGACGGAUUUGGAGAUCCGUGAUGAAGUCAACACAUUUAUGCUCGGUGGUCAUGAUACCACGGUAGCGGCCAUUAGUUUUUUGCUCCACAGCUUAGCCAACUAUGACUGUAUCCAGCAGAAAUUGUUCGACGAGGUACGGAGCAUUGUAGGAGAUGAUCUAUCUGAAUCCCCAACUAUGGCAAUGCUGAACGAUAUGAACUACCUGGAGCUGGUCAUUAAGGAGACACUCCGGCUGUACCCCUCUGCCCCGUUGUUUGGAAGGAAAAUGAUGGAAAACACCGAGAUCAAUGGAAAAAUAUUUCCCGCAGGUGCCAACGUUGUGGUUUGUCCGUUCUUUCUCGGGCGCAAUCCGAAGUAUUUCCCGAAUCCGCUGGUGUUCGAUCCGGAGCGGUUCAACGUGGAAACUUCAGCAGAGAAGACGAACCCGUACCAGUACAUUCCGUUCAGUGCCGGUCCACGGAACUGCAUCGGUCAGAAGUUUGCCAUGCUAGAGAUUAAGAGUGUGAUCAGUAAAGUGCUCAGGCAUUAUGAGAUUCUACCAGCACCCCAAGAGAUACGAAGCGUUGAGACACUGCAACCCUUCCACAGUGCUGAUAGGAUCUUUGGUUCAUAUUCGAUUCCAGAAUUUCUCCAUGUUGUAAGAACACUGAUCACGGAAUAUGGCGACUGCUUCAGGGUGUGGCUUGGCACGCAGCUUGUCAUUGUGGUAAAUGAUCCAAAGGAUAUCGAGGUUGUGCUCAGCAGUCCGAAGUACAUUGAUAAAUCUACCGAAUAUGACUUUAUCCGUCCCUGGUUGGGAGAAGGACUGCUGACGAGUGCGGGACGAAAGUGGCACACACAUCGGAAGGUGAUCACGCCCACGUUUCACUUCAAGAUUCUAGAGCAGUUUGUCGAGAUCUUUGAUCGCCAGAGUACUACAUUCGUCCAGAUGCUGAAGCCAUUUGCCGAAUCCGGCAAAUCGUUCGACAUUUUCCCGCAGGUGACGUUGUGUGCUUUGGAUGUAAUCUGUGAAUCGGCCAUGGGAACGAAGGUUGAUGCACAGCUACACUCGACCUCAACGUAUGUGUUGGCCGUCAAGGAAAUAUCGAAUCUCAUCCAGUUGAGGUUUUAUGAUUUCCUCAUCCGCUACAACUUCUUCUUCCGCCUGUCGUCGAACAGCCGGAAGCAAAAGAAGGUGUUGAAAAUUCUGCACAACUACACGGACAGUGUGAUAAGUGAUCGAAGGAAGCAGCUGGCCAACGCCAGUAACACCGGAGGAUCCGAAAAACCGAACGAUCAUGAUCUAGGCAUCAAGAGGAAAAUGGCCUUUCUGGAUAUGCUGCUACAGUCCACCGUUGAUGGGCGACCACUAACGGAUCUGGAGAUACGCGAAGAGGUGGAUACGUUCAUGUUCGAGGGCCACGAUACGACAACAUCGGCGAUUAGUUUCCUGCUCCAGAGUCUGGCCAAGAACCCGGCCAUUCAGCAGAAGGUGUUCGACGAGGUGCGAAAUAUUGUCGGUGACGAUCGCACGCAACCCGUCACGAUGGCAAUGUUGAACGAAAUGAGCUACCUCGAUUUGGUCAUAAAGGAGACGCUUCGGUUGUACCCUUCUGUUCCGAUGAUUGGUCGCAAAAUGUAUCAAACAACCGAGAUCAAUGGAAAAAUAUAUCCUGCAGGCGCAAACGUGAUCAUCAUGCCAUUUUUCGUAGGGCGCAGUUCUAAGUAUUAUACAAAUCCAGAGAAGUUCGAUCCGGAGCGAUUCAACGUGGAAACGUCGGCGGAGAAGACGAACCCGUACCGGUACAUUCCGUUCAGCGCUGGGCCGCGGAACUGCAUCGGUCAGAAGUUUGCCGUCGCAGAACUAAAAAGUUUAGUCAGCAAAGUGCUCAGACAUUACGAGAUUCUACCUCCAACUGAGCAGUGGGAUGAGUCUUUUAUUGCGGAGCUUAUUCUACGGCCAGAGCAUGGAACGUUCGUUCGGUUGAAGCAGAGAAUGUAUUAAGCCUUAAGCCUACCAUUGUUUAAAUGAUUUUGGUUGAAUAUUGUGAUUUACAAUGCUUAUUCAUGUAUGAACUGAUCAAUUUAAAACAUGUAAUGUGCCAAAUUCAACAUUUAAUUUUUAAAGAUAAGAAAAUCUAUAUUAUUAUUUUUAUGUUGCAUGGUAGCAAUUGCCGAAAUAAAAAAAAAUAGUUGAUCAUGUGUAGAAU